AUGGAACCCCCUUCCAACCUUGCCACGCCUCUUAAGCAGGUGUGGGACCAUUGCCUGGCGACUUAUUCGAACGGGCUCUUUGGAUUCAAGAACUACGGCUGGGAUCAAUUGAUGGCCACGUCGGGCUCGAUCAACGUGUGCGUCCGAUGGGAGUCCAGCACCGCCGUCACUGAGGCGCAGCGAACUCAAGUCGCCCAAACCAUCAACAAGCAGUACCAAAAGUGGUUCCAGUAUCUAUACGGCUACGACGGCUUCCCCUUCAGCCAGGUCAAGGUCAACGUCGUCGGAUGGGCCGUCAAGAACACCAACCUCCUCCAGGGUUCGACUUCCGGCAUCGACGUCUACACGACUACCGACUCGGGCGGCAUCCCCGAGUGCGAUCCCCGCUGCGGACGCUUCUUCCACCAGGAUAACAACUACGCUUCGUGCCCCGGAGGUGCCGCUCGACACUACGACAACUCCCUCUGGCUGACUGACGGCAUGUCCGGCGGUGCUGGUGGUGACUGGGGCCAGAGGAUCGGUCGCGAGUACUUCAUGGGUGCCCUCACGACCGAAAACAUCCAUAUUCUCCUGCACGAGAUGGGCCACACCUAUGGUCUCGAUGAUUUCUAUGACUGGACUCCCACCGGUAUCUCCAACUUCAUCAUGCUCGCGGGCUCGUCCUCCCAAAUCACCGAAUUCGACUACUGGAUGCUCCGAAACUGGUGGACCGAGCUGUCCCGCAACCGCGGCUGGCAAACCGGUACUUCCAACCCCACCCCGACCACCACCACCCGCGCCACCACCAGCACCACUACCACGUCGACCCGGGCUGCGACUACCACUGCCAGCUCCGGAGGAGGUAGCGGAACCGUUGCCCGGUGGGCCCAGUGCGGUGGAGUCGGUUACACCGGCGCCACCCAGUGCGUCUCGCCUUACACUUGCACAAAGCAGAAUGACUGGUAUUCCCAGUGCCUCUAA
This is a messenger RNA of Parascedosporium putredinis, 960 nucleotides long. Lineage: Eukaryota; Fungi; Ascomycota; Sordariomycetes; Microascales; Microascaceae. The record is from the annotation of a GenBank genome assembly.